Molecule: messenger RNA, 2140 nt
Organism: Brassica rapa (field mustard)
Lineage: Eukaryota; Viridiplantae; Streptophyta; Magnoliopsida; Brassicales; Brassicaceae
Product: beta-glucosidase 16
Biological process (GO): carbohydrate metabolic process
Molecular function (GO): beta-glucosidase activity
Source: RefSeq, a predicted model, not a curated record
ACAUCUUCUGUUUUAUAGGAUCUUGAACGAGAAGAAAAUCGUAUACACUAUCUUUCUCCUCCCAUCAAUUCUAUUCAUAGAUACAAAGCAUGAAAGUCAAACAUUUCCCAUUCUCUUAUAAAGUUUUACCAAACCAAAAUUCUUAUAAAUAAAAACUAUUGAUUUUUUUUCUUACAGAAACUAUGAGAAGUAAAUGUCUUCUUUUACUGUUGAUCAUAACUUCCAUCUACGUUGGAGUUUCUGCAAAGAAUCACUUCUCAAUACCUAUUUUGAGGAGAAGUGAUUUCCCAGAAGAUUUCAUUUUUGGAUCUGCCACUUCUGCGUACCAGUGUGAAGGUGCUGCUCAUGAAGAUGGUAGAGGACCAAGUAUCUGGGACACCUUCUCUGAAAAUUUUCCAGAGAAGAUAUUGGAUGGUAAUAAUGGGUCCAUUGCUGAUAAUUCUUACAACCUAUACAAGGAAGAUGUGAAUUUGCUUCAUCAAAUUGGCUUCCAUGCUUACCGAUUCUCGAUCUCAUGGUCACGGAUUUUGCCUCGUGGGGAUUUAAAGGGAGGUAUCAACCAGGCUGGAAUAGAUUAUUACAACAACUUGAUUAAUCAACUUCUGUCAAAGGGAAUGAAGCCAUUUGUCACAAUCUUUCACUGGGACCUACCAGAGGCACUUGAACAUGCUUACGGUGGCUUCCUCGGAGCUGAGAUUGUGAAUGAUUUCCGGGACUAUGCAGAACUCUGCUUCCAGAAAUUUGGAGAUAGAGUGAAGCAUUGGGUGACAGUAAACGAGCCAUUUACAGUGGUACGUGAUGGUUACAUAAUUGGUCAUAAGGCACCUGGAAGAUGUUCCAGUUUCACUAAUCCUAAUUGCACCGGGGGUGAUGGAGCCACCGAACCUUACAUCGUCGGCCAUAACUUCCUCCUCGCUCAUGGAGCCGCCGUCAAGAUCUACAGAGAAAGGUACCAGGCAAUUCAGAAAGGCAAAAUUGGUAUCGCCUUAAACACAGAAUGGCACUACCCUUACUCGGAUUCUUAUGCUGACUAACUAGCCGCAGCUCGAGCCACGGCCUUCACCUUUGACUACUUCUUGGAGCUAAUCGUCUAUGGUAGAUACCCUGCCGAAAUGGUCAACCAUGUGAAAGACGGUCGCCUUCCUACAUUCACACCAGAAGAGUCAUCAAUGCUAAAAGGAUCAUAUGAUUUCAUAGGUCUUAACUAUUACUUAUCUUUCUACGUUAAAGACGUGCCGUGUGCAACUGAAAACAUCACCAUGUACACCGAUCGUUGCGCCAGCAUAGUAGGUGAGCGAAAUGGAGUGCCUAUCGGUCCAACGGCUGGUUCGAGUUGGCUUAUGAUAUACCCCAAGGGUAUUCGUGAUCUUCUACUGCAUGCAAAAUUAAAAUACAAUGAUCCCGUCUUGUAUAUAACAGAAAACGGAGUGAAUGAAGCUAACACUGGAGAAAUCUUUCUUAAUGACGACUUGAGAAUUGACUACUACGCUAAUCACCUUAAGAUGGUUCGCGAUGCAAUCUCAGAUGGGGUGAAUGUGAAAGGAUAUUUUGCAUGGUCGCUGAUGGAUAACUUCGAGUGGUCGGAAGGAUACACGGUCCGGUUCGGGCUAGUGUAUGUGGACUUUAGAAAUGGACGUAAGAGGUAUCCCAAGAAAUCAGCUAAGUGGUUCAGGAGAUUGGUGAAGGGAAAGUAUAUUGGGACUAAACAGCAAGUGGCUGUUAUGUAGUAAAUCAGAGCAGCAUUAUCCAUAACAACUCUAUUGGGGUGCUUAAACAAUUGUUUAGUAUUAAAUAGGUGUUAAGCACUUUUUUAAGCAACUUCUAAUAUUUUGACCUCCAAUGCAAGUUGCUUAUUUUGGGGUUUCUUUUUACAUCAAUAACCAAACAACAAUGUAACCAAACUAUCUCAGUUUCGUAUAAAUGAUGCUUGGGACAUGACACAACGAAGGAGAGAAGAUGACUUAAACAUUCUUUACUACUCUUGUUACUAGUCCGUGACACAAGACUACACAAGACUCAGAACAUCAACGACACAAGACAUGUUACAACUACACAAGACUCAGUACCACAACAACAGAAGACUACACAUGACAACACAAUAGGACACAACACUACAUCAAACGGUUCAGUCCCACAUCGA